This is a messenger RNA of Plectropomus leopardus (leopard coralgrouper), 3241 nucleotides long. NCBI's taxonomy places the organism in Eukaryota, Metazoa, Chordata, Actinopteri, Perciformes, Serranidae. The record is from RefSeq and is a predicted model, not a curated record.
CCCCGGAAAAGGGAAGCGGAAGACUGAGCCAAAUGCUAAACAAAAAGUGAAGUUAGUAAAGUGCAGCACACCUGAAAUAAAGGUAUCGGUAGACAGACGUACGUGUACGAAGACAGCAGUUUAGAAAUGCAGCAUUUACGGGUCAUUUAUCGCGUUGAAAAGUACCAGUUAAGGUAAAGCGCGUGGCUAGCAGUUAGCUCCGUUUGACAACAAGACGCCGCUGCGCUCCUGAAACUGAUGACAACAAAGUAUUUCACGACCAGUUUGUGAUGAUUAUUAAAGCUUUCCUCCAGUUUGUGGCUCAUAAACCCGUACUGUUUGAUUUCAGUGAACAAAUCUGGAUUUGUGCCCAGUCCUCUGUGUUUCCUGCACUCUUUGUGAAAUGACCUGACUGUGACUUCACUGGUUCCAGCAUCAGAUGACUAUGGCCAGAAUAGCCUGGUAUCAAGAGAAGAUCGGGGCCUACGAUCAACAAGUCUGGGAGAAAUCUCUGGAGCAGGCGGAUCUAAAUGGUUUGGACAGCAAACCGAGGAAGACGGGUCACAUCAAACCGGACCUCAUCGAUGUGGACUUAGUAAGAGGAUCAACAUUCAGCAAAGCCAAACCAGAGAGUCCGUGGACCGCUCUGACUCGGAAAGGUCUGGUCAGAGUGCUGCUGUUCCCGUUCUUCUUCCAGUGGUGGAUCCAGGUGACCUCCAAGUCCAUCUCCUCAUGUAUCCUCGUGCUGUACUUCAUGCAAGUGGCAGCGGUGGUGCUGUACUUGGAGGUCCCCGGAGCGAGUGCCAGCGAGGUGUUUGGGCCCAUGUGUCUGAUGCUGCUGCUGGGUACCGUGCACUGCCAGAUUGUGUCGACCGAGUCCAGCCGGUGGCCCUCGGGCAGUCCAGCUGCCAGCUGCACCACCAGCCCUGCUCGCAGACGGAGGCCGAGGAAGGGCAGAGGCCUGAAAAAAUCAGAAGAAAAGAAUGACAGCGCAGACACGGAGCAGCAGGGGCCCUGGCAGUUUGAAGAAAGCCAGCGAUUAUACAGGAACGAAGAGAGGAGGACCAAAAGAAAGUCAGGUUUUGGGGCAUCUGAUGAGCUCUCCAGUGAGGAAGAGGAGGGCGUACAACCAGUGGAAGUAACCCUUCCAACACCUCAUCAAGAGAGACACCCUGCUCCAACAUGGACGACAUCUGCACCAGGGUCUUCUGUUAGGAAGAGAAGCCUAAAGUCUAACCCCAAACCAACAUUAAGACCUCAGCAGGAAGGGAGCGCCGCUUCCAUCAAGGCGAAGCCUCGAGAGGUGGAGCGCCUCAGGCCAAGUGUGGGCUCUCGUCCCGCCUCUGACACUGAUGAUACGCUGUGGGAGGAGCUUCUCCAGGGGCCUGACUCCGCCUCCACGGGGAGCAGCGACAGUGAGGCGAACGGGAGGUACAACACUGGCAUGACGCUCCCACAAACCACCACUCUGAGCAGUGAUGAUGAGAGCCUGCAGCAGGGAAUCACCGGAAACCAGCUGUCGUGGCUGCAGGCGUGUCACCCAUCCAAGGACCGUGUCAGUGCCAUAAUAUGGGAGCAGGGCGAGUGUAAGAAAGCAGACAUGUCUGUACUGGAGAUCAGCGGGAUCAUCCUCACACGGGUGAAGUUGGUGGAGCAGGGGAUGGGUUACCUUGUGCUUGGCGGGCUGAUGACCGCCACCCUGGCGCUGCUUCCCUUUGCCUUCCGCUUGGCUCAGCAUCUGGACCGGUCGAGCCUCGGCUCUCUGUCCCCGGCAGAGCUGGUAGAAAUGGCGAUGGGUCAGCGUGAUGCCCAGGCCUACGCCUUUUUCUUCAUCACAACGGUUCAAAGAGUCUGCCUCACUGGACUGUUCUUCUUCAUGAUGUGUGUGGCGGAGAGAACGUACAAACAGAGACUCUUAUUUGCCAAGUACUUCAGCCACCUCACUUCAGCUCGCAAGGCCAAGAAAUCAGAGAUCCCUCAUUUCAGGCUGAAGAAAGUCCAGAACAUAAAGAUGUGGCUCUCACUACGCUCUUUUCUCAGGAGACGAGGGCCGCAGCGCUCCGUUGACGUCAUCGUCUCCACUAUCUUCCUGUUGGCGCUUUCCAUUUCAUUCAUCAUCUGUGCCCAGCUUCUGCACAGCCACCAGACAUUCCUGGAGUCUCUGACAAACUGGGAGCUGAUGGUGUGGGCCUCCUCCCUCGUCCUCUUUCUGUUACGGCUCGCCACGCUGGGCUCAGAGACCAACUGCAAAUACAGCAACUCCUCAGUGCUGCUCACUGAACAGAUCAAUUUGUAUCUCAAGAUGGAGAAAAAGCCCAACAAAAAAGAAGAACUCAAUAUAGUGAACAACGUUUUGAAACUAGCUACAAAACUGAUGAAGGAGCUGGAUACUCCGUUCAGGCUGCUGGGUCUGACAGUGAACCCUCUGAUCUACAACAUCACCAGAGUGGUCAUCCUGUCCGCUGUGUCUGCUGUGGUCAGCGACCUGCUGGGCUUCAACAUCAGACUGUGGAAAAUCAAGCCUUAAUGUGAAAACAGCAAACCACUAACGGUCAGACACUGGAGACCAGAAACUCCUCCUGUCUGCUGCACACAACAGCGUCUCAUCACAAGAAAAAGUGCAAACCUACUGACUGUAUAAUCAUAUUGUCUGUGCCUUCCAGCUGAAACCUCUGUCUUUAAAGAGUUUCAUCAGGCGCUCACAAGCCUGAGAUGCUCUGACAAUCGCUCACACACCAUUACAGCUGGUGUCCAUGCACCAUGUCACUAACCCAGUGCCUAACCUUUGACCCUUGAAUGUCCCUCAGUGUGGUUAAAUAUAGCGGUGAGUUUGAGGUCUAUGAUCAUUUCAGGCUUCUGUGGCAUCCAGAUUUCCGAAUGUGCAGGUGUGUGGAGACAAUGUGAAGUGUACAUGCGGACGAUAAUGUAGAUAGUUUAAGCCUUACUCUAUAUUAGCACAACUAACUGUAAAACAAGCUCUGCGCUAUCUGAGGCCGGUAAAUCAAAAAUGGGCUGCCAGCUUAAUUAAAUUUUCAUAGAAGUGAACUUCGACCUUUUGUACUAUUUAAAGAGGAAACAACAUGAUUGUACGUGGGCUUUAUUUAUUUGGGGAUCUGUUUUAGCACAAACUUGUAAUGGUACCUGUAAAGUCAUGACCAGUAUCUCUUGUGUCGAGGACCAUCGUUGAAUGAAAUAACUAUGCAACGUUUGUAUAGUUCAAGGAGUAUGUUUGAUAGAGGUGAAUAAAUGUGUUUCAUCCACA